This is a messenger RNA of Hippoglossus stenolepis (Pacific halibut), 2368 nucleotides long. Its product is annotated as ras and Rab interactor 1. The coding region runs from base 333 to 2051 and encodes 572 amino acids. The record is from RefSeq and is a predicted model, not a curated record. NCBI's taxonomy places the organism in Eukaryota, Metazoa, Chordata, Actinopteri, Pleuronectiformes, Pleuronectidae. The transcript is spliced from 7 exons.
GUGUCGGGGAGGAGAAGAGGCGACGCAUCAUCAUCAGACUCACACAGUUCAGCUGAAGGUGCUGCUGGUCAAGCUACACUCGGACUCAUGACUCACAGUCAGUACAGUCCUGUGGUGCAGACAUGUUUUCAACAGGUGAGGUCAGGCGGGAGGAGGAGGAAGAGGAGGAGGAGGAGGAGGAGCCAGAAGAAGGAAGCAAGACGACUCCAGACCUGUGGACUCACCGGAGUUAGAGGAGAAGUUGACUUUCCAUGUAGUAAACUUGGCUGCUGGAAGAAAAAAAAGGAGUAUGGCAUCAUAAAGGGGAUUAAGAGAAGGAUCAGGCCAAAGAGAUGGCACAGCAGGAAGAACCCCUGUAUGAUUUCCCGGAGCCCACCCAGACACCAGAGCGGCCGUUCCAGGGGCAUCAAAGAGGACAAGGCUCCUUGAGAAGCGUCAGCGUACUGGACCGCCUCCUGCUCACGGUGCCUGUCUGGCUUCAGCUGUCAAUCAACCCUGCUACCGCGCUGCACAUACUGCAGAGAGAGCCUCCUGGGACAUUCCUGGUGCGGAAGUCUCGCACAUCUCAGAGAAACGUGCUGUGCGUGCGGCUGGUGGAUGACAGCGUGCCGUCCUUCGUGCGGCAGUUUGGCAUCAGGGAGGACCAGAGCACUCUGUGUCUGGAGACUUCGGCCAUCAGUUUUCCAGAUAUGCCGAGACUCGUAUCUUUCUACUGUGUCAGCAGAGAUGUAUUACCUUUCCCUCUGGAGCUUCCUGAAGCCAUCGCAAAGGCAACAUCACACAAAGAGCUGGAGUCCAUCUCACAUAUGGGAAUAGAGUUCUGGAGUUCACAUCUGAACGUCCGAGGGCCGCGGGAGGCUCCCAAGUCCCGGAAGCACAAGGAGAAGAAGCCAGACUCUGUAACGCCAGCGCCACCUGCUGCUUCUCCACAGACCAGAUCUGAAGGUACUUCUCAGCCCGACUCAGACCACCGGCCCAAGGCAGCACCUGAACCAGACGCAGCCACCAAUCAAUCAGCUCCCAACCCCACUCUGUUCCAUGAGUUUUGUCCAAUCACGACGCGCAGCCCCGGAGAGUUGGACUAUGGAUCCGGCUUGGGCGCUCUCUGCUUCAUCAAUCCGCUUUUCCUGCAGUCUCAGAACGUUUUGUCCCGACGGCGACAGCUCAAACACAGCCUCAAAAUUCGACUUUCCACAGAGACAUCCACCAUGCUGCCACCGCCGCUCGCUCCGCCACCUCCACCGCCCCUAAUGCCCAAAACUAAGGGGAGGUGUAAAGCAAAGAAAAAGAAACAGGGUGAUGGAGGCGCCCAGCUCAGUGAAAGUCUUUCUCAGGGUGGGAACCCAAGUCAAGCCACCACCCAGGGUGAUCCCGCAGCUCAGGACACCUCAGAAACUCUGACACAAACACAGGAAGGUCCCACUGGAGCACAAACACAGCUUCCGUCUGCAUCUCCUCUCUCCCAGCCUGUGGAGCAGGAGCAGGAGCCGGGUCAAACUAAAGCUCGAGUCGAGGGAGCAGAGGCUGUCCAGCUCCCAACAGUGAUGGACCAUCUCCAAGAGGACUCAGACUACAUGCAGCCCUCUCCAAUUAUCAGCUUCUCCGAUCCUCCCUCACUCUCUCCUUACAUCUCCCCUUACAUGGCACCUCCUCUUUUCCUGAAAUCAUCAUUGUCCCACUCUCCUUGUGACUCCCCCUGUGCCUCACCCUCCCUUUCACCUUAUCAGUCCCCAUCACUUUCUCCAAAGGCCGCCUUCCCCCUGUCACCCUUCUCUCAGCUGGCAGAGCAGGUGUAUCACAUACCCUCUGCCACCGCUUUAAGACCCGAUCAGCAAAGAUCAGAGCCAGACGCUGAGGAGAAAGGAGCAGCCACCGAUGGAAAUAAGGAGGCAGAAGAUGAAACAAAUGAGGAAUUGGAGGAAGAGGAGGGUUUGGUUUUACAGAUGAAUGCUGCUUUUCUUAAUGACACGGACAGCUGCAGUUCCUUUAGCAGUCUCGAGGGGGCAGCAGAGACUCACUCACUGCAUGAUCAGAACAGUGUGAACCUCUAGCAAACAGAAAUACAAGACUAUUAAUUAUGUUAUGUGAUAUAAUAAAGUAUUGUGUAAAAUUAGCACAGAUAUGUUGACAGCAUUCAAGGAGCGUAGAAUAUUUUAGAAGCACAAAACCAAAACUUAUCACGCACAUACCUGAUGUUUUGCAUUUAUAAAGUCGUGUUAAUAGAAAUUUUGUACAGUUUCUAUCACCCUCUGUUUCCCGAGCAUACAAUAAAAUAUUUGACAGAUUUUGUACCUGACAGGGUUUCCGUAUCUCCUGACAAUUAAAUUGCAGACUUGAAACUUUCUUGAAAAAUCACUGCAGUUCAGCA